ACUCGUUUAUUUUUUUUUCAGACUUAUUCAACGCCAAGGUACCUUCCUCACAGCCUUAAACUGAAGCUCCACCAGUGUACGAGUGCCAUCAGAAUCAAAUUCGGAGUAAAUGCAGUACACUCCACUUAGCCCAGGAGUGCAUCGUUGCUGUCAGGAAAUAAGGGGGCGAGUCGGACGAAUGCUGGGAAAGUUGUUUUGCUGUGAUUAAACCUCCAGAAAACCUCAUCAAUUCCGGGGACGUGCUGACUAAAAUUUUUUAAUUUUCAGUCAAUGAGGGUUUGGGCAUUUACAGUAGGAUACAGUAGUCGCCUCUUUGCUGCCGACCAGAGGACACAAAAGGAAAUGUAUGCAACAUGUAUUGAUGUGAAGAAGAGAUAAUGAAGACCGUGGCGCAGCCCAACGACGACGAACCUCUCCUGGAACAUUCUGAAAAAAGCGACACAGAAACGUCUCACACCAGUGCAGGAGAAACCACAACUCAGGACUCUAGUAUUAGCAAUGGCGAUGACAUGGACGAUAAGCAGGAGACAGUGGACUUGAAGAUUAUCUGGAACAAAAAUAAAUAUGAUCUGAAAAUUCCUGUCGAUAGCACCGGAGCCAAAUUAAAAGACAGGAUUCAUUCACUCACAGGUCUUCCGCCCGCAAUGCAGAAAGUAAUGUACAAAGGGUUACUUCCGGAGGACAAGACGCUACGUGAAAUAAAGAUUACAAGUGGUGCAAAAAUAAUGGUGGUAGGAUCAACAAUAAACGACGUAUUAGCUGUGAAUACACCCAAAGAGGUCUUUCAGGAGGAAGUUAAAGCCGAAGAAAACAAAAAGGAGCCUUUAUGCAGGCAAAAGCAACAUAGGAAAGUCCUGGACAAAGGUAAACCAGAAGAUGUGAUGCCAGCCAUUAAAGGAACAAAGGAACGAUUACCAACAGUGCCUUUAUCCGGAAUGUACAACAAGUCCGGAGGAAAAGUUAGACUCACUUUCAAACUAGAGCAGGAUCAGCUGUGGAUCGGAACGAAGGAGAGAACAGAGAAAGUUCCUAUGGGCUCCAUUAAAAAUGUAGUGUCAGAACCGCUUGAAGGCCACGAGGACUAUCACAUGAUGGCGUUUCAAUUGGGUCCGACGGAAGCCUCUCAAUAUUGGGUCUACUGGGUGCCCACACAGUUUGUGGAUGCAAUCAAAGACACAGUCCUUGGAAAAUGGCAGUAUUUCUAAUGUGCCUCUGUUUUGUUUUUUUGUUUUUUGAUGAACUGGGAUUGAAAAAAGAAGCCAAUGAUGAAACUGGAGUCGGUAUUAAACUUAAAAAGAACUAUUCAAAAUAGGUUCGAGGAAGCGGACGAAUGACUGUGGACUUAACAUCAUGCUUGUAGGUUUAAAGUGCACUAUGUGGCAGCAACGUAACAUUUCUCAGCCCCGUUGAUCAUUUAAGGUUUGCGGCAAAUCCAAGGGAAAGCGGUAAAUCAGUUGUACAGAAAUGGCUAACAAUUUUCUUCAGUUAUUCUUAAAGAAAUAAAACUUAUUUAAUAAAAUAAAA
Messenger RNA from Cynoglossus semilaevis (tongue sole), 1524 nucleotides. RefSeq names its product ubiquitin family domain containing 1 (gene ubfd1). NCBI's taxonomy places the organism in Eukaryota, Metazoa, Chordata, Actinopteri, Pleuronectiformes, Cynoglossidae. Gene Ontology annotation, molecular function: RNA binding; cadherin binding. The coding region runs from base 378 to 1205 and encodes 275 amino acids. The record is from RefSeq and is a predicted model, not a curated record. The transcript has 9 exons.